Molecule: messenger RNA, 1294 nt
Organism: Ornithodoros turicata
Lineage: Eukaryota; Metazoa; Arthropoda; Arachnida; Ixodida; Argasidae
Gene: Parp16
Product: protein mono-ADP-ribosyltransferase PARP16-like
Exons: 1
Coding region: 55-1089 (344 amino acids)
Biological process (GO): endoplasmic reticulum unfolded protein response
Cellular component (GO): nuclear envelope; endoplasmic reticulum tubular network; membrane
Molecular function (GO): NAD+ poly-ADP-ribosyltransferase activity; kinase binding; protein serine/threonine kinase activator activity
Source: RefSeq, a predicted model, not a curated record
GCAGACGACAUAACGCAGCCAGCGCGAGCGCUCGUUUCUCUUUCCAAACCUGCGAUGGCGUCGGCUGCGGCGGCGGCCGCGGCAGCCGUUUCGGAUCCCCGGUCGACCGUUCGCAAGAUCAUCGCUCAAGAUCUUUCCGCAGCCGACUUCCAGUGGUCGCUCUUUGUCGCUGCCCUUCGAUCAUACAGGUACGAUACAGUCCUACGUCCAUUUCCCAAUGCAUUCUCAGACAGAGAUAGUGACACGAAGCAGGUCGACGAGCUUCGCGACGUGGCCGCCAGAGUGCCCGCGCUCGCUUCAGUGUUGACGGACUCCUCAAACACGAUACCGCUAGAAGCGUGGCAGUUGCUCUGUUGGGUGCUAACUUACGGCGACGUCAAGAUUCGCACCCGGAGGAAAGAAGACGUGAAGGAACUGGAAAAUUCAGCGGUCGACCGUGUCUUUGAAGUCGUCGAAAAUCCGCUGACUGAUCGUAGGUUUGAAGCGUCGAGGGUAGACAAAGAAGUGUUCUUCGCAUACCACGGUUCGAGACUGGACAAUUUUUAUUCCAUACUACACAAUGGUCUUCUGGCACACAUGAACAAGAACAGCCUGUUUGGAACAGGAACUUACCUGUCAAGUGAACUGGACGUCUCGGCAGCGUUUAGCCCAGCGAGUUACGGAUGGCAACAGUCAUCCGUCAGUCCAGAGUUCAGCUGCGUCGCCAUGUGCGAAGUUGUGGACCAUCCCGACGUCAAGUGCCAGGAUCGUGCGAAAAACAGACCUUCCAGGGCAUACGCAGACGACUCGCUCGGCGGCAAAAUUCCAGAAAGAUAUUAUCUCGUCCAGAAUAAUUCUGUGGUCCGGGUCAAGUACUUUUUGCUAUAUACCGCGACCCAUCCCAGGACGCCAUCGCCCAGACCCGAGGUCCUACCCGCUGGACUGAUGAGGCCCAGCCCCAGCUACUGUUCCAGUCCCAUUGCGCUAUUCUUCAGGAAUAAUAAGUCAGCACUGGUGAUCGUGGCCUACGUCUUCCUACUGGUUGCUGUUGGGUUGUCCAGUUCAAAAUCUGGUCAGCACUUUGUGAGACGAUUAUUAAGGCUGACGUAGACAUAGUCGGAUGCUUUGCUGAAUAUGUGGUACGAGGCUUGUUUUAUAUUUUUACAUAAAUGGUAUAUGCGACAGACUGAAUGCGUGCUGCUAUAUUUUAGUAAAUAUAUAUAUGGUCGACUUGUACGUUAUUUUUGUGAGGAUCGAGUUGGGCAGGUGUCCGUCCAGGCCUUUUCGUAGAAAAAUAAAAAGGGAGUAAAUUCGA